Molecule: messenger RNA, 2775 nt
Organism: Danaus plexippus (monarch butterfly)
Lineage: Eukaryota; Metazoa; Arthropoda; Insecta; Lepidoptera; Nymphalidae
Gene: msR
Product: G-protein coupled receptor dmsr-1-like
Exons: 4
Coding region: 340-1482 (380 amino acids)
Biological process (GO): G protein-coupled receptor signaling pathway
Cellular component (GO): membrane
Molecular function (GO): G protein-coupled peptide receptor activity
Source: RefSeq, a predicted model, not a curated record
CUGGCGUAGCACGCCGCCUCGAACAGCUCUCUGUCACUCACUUCCAACGUUCGCGUAAAUGAUUCCAGCCAUGCCGCCCUUGUCCGAGUUGUAAUCCUUAUUAAUUAUUACUAUUCUGUUGCUGCUUUAUGCUAAGGAGUCAUUAAUAUUCGAAACAAUUCAGGACCCGUAAGCGACUUUCUGAGAGUUCGUGAUAGUUGUUAUAAAAUACAGAGUGAUUUAAAAAUUCAAAGUUAUACCAGUUUUGUUCGAAGAUGUCUAUCGAUUCAAGUGGAAAGGAUUACCCGUGUAUCGAUUAUAUUAUUUAGCAGAACAACAUACAAAUAAUAAUAAAUAAAAAUGUCCGCCUCAGAAGCAGAUGGAGGAGCAGUAGUGGCAUACUGUAUGCCCGCAGGGCCAAAUUUUCAAAGGGUGUAUGUCAAAGUACAUGGAUAUAUAGCACUAAUAAUUUGUUUGCUUGGCUCAGUGGCAAAUUCAGUAAACAUCGCGGUACUCAGCCGAAAAGAAAUGAUGUCAUCAACAAAUUCUAUUCUGACCGCACUCGCCGUGGCCGAUCUUCUAGUAAUGCUCGACUAUAUACCUCUAGCACUUCAUAUUUAUACAAACAUUGCAGACGAGCUCAACCGUAACUCCUACGCCUGGGCGCUAUUUGUGUAUUUUCAUUCCAUAUUCAGUCAGACAUUUCAUACCAUUUCAAUCUGGUUAACAAUAACGCUGGCUAUUUGGAGAUUCGUAGCUAUAAAGUUUCCACAGAAAAAUAAAACGCUUUGCAAUAGAAGAAAUACGAACAUUGCGAUAGCUGUGGCUUAUGUUGUUUGCCCAAUAGUGUGUCUUCCUAUUUACUUUGCUAUGGAUAUACAGGAGAUAACAAAAUCACAUACUGAAAGUGACAAUACGACAAUGAAUGGCACAGAUUUCCUAAACAAAUCAUCAAUCAAAGAACCAAUGUAUGCGAUAUCUAUGACCAAUAAUCAAAAUUUAUUGACGGCUAUAUUUUGGAUUUACAGUGUUUUCCUAAAACUAAUACCGUGUGUUGUUCUAUCUAUAUUGAGUGUGUGUCUCAUAUUGAAAAUGAAAUCCAGCGACAGAAGAAGACAAAAAUUACUGAAAAAAUCAGCAGUCGCGACGAAUGAGGGUGAGAAGACGCGUCUUCACGAGGAGGGGAAGCGUGGCGGUCGCACCGAUCGAACGACUAGGAUGCUGGUAGCAUUGCUAGGCUUGUUCCUAGCAACAGAAUUGCCGCAAGCUUUAUUCGGACUACUCACAGCCAUCGCACCUCACUUAUUCGAAAUAUGCUAUUACGCUUUUGGCGAGGUGAUGGAUUUGAUGGCGCUGGUGGGGUCGGCUGUUAACUUUGUGUUGUAUUGCAGUAUGAGUCGUCAGUUUCGUUCGACAUUUAGGCGGCUGGCGAGUAAACUGUUGCCUUUAUCCGUAGAACGUGAUAAUGAGCCAGUGACCACAACCACAACUGUCAAAGCGUAGCGAUCGCGACACGCAGCACAAUCUGCUGCGGAACUUUAGAAUAGCUGUCAAAUUGAAUUUCCAGUGUAAAGAUGUAUUCGUAUUACUAGUAUUACAUUUUUUAAUCACUAGAUCUUGUAUACGUUACGUAAGAAAAUUAACUUUUUAAGAAUAAUGUUAGAAAAAACUGAAUACUUAUACAACAUACGUUUUAUAAAGUUAAACGUAUUCGCAUUCUUCUGUUUACGACGGCUGUCAUAUGUUAUAAAAAGAGUGUAUUAUUUUACUCAACAAAGAAAAGCAAAAUCUCUUUUUGAAAAGUUCCUUGUUUUGGAGAUCCCGUUUUUUUUAAUUGAAGCAAACUGACUUCAUUUACUAAAGUAGAAUGAAAAUUAUUCCAUUACGUCAUGUAUGUACAUUCAUGAUGCGCAUUUGACAUGGGACCUUAAUUUUUUUAUUAAUCUAUCAGAAAUUUUCUCCGUUUUCAAAUAACCGACGAAGAUGACUCAAAAAUUUCAAUACUACUAAUGUUUCCUCAUAAUAUUUAUCCGGAACAUGUAGUGUUCCACUUUAAGAAAAUCAUUUUUAAGACAUAUAUUUCUAUUGGGUAAAUAGUUUCUUUAAAAAAAUCAAAGAAAAGGAAGUCUAAAGUAAUAGUGAAUAUGAUGAAUUUGUUAUUAAUAACUUUAUUGCGAAGUAAUUACGUUCUCGAACAGUUUAAAAUUGUGGAAAAGAGAUAAAUUCGUACAGAGUUUGUAUAAACAAACUCAACUGCCAGUCUCAUUAAAAUUUUCACAUAAUAUUUUUCUUUAAUAAAUACUUUAACUGUACGCUGUUAAGUAUAACGACACAAUUUCAACUAAUUAAUGCUUUAGAUGAAAAUGCUUAUCAGCAUCAACGAGAGCACUUUUGAACUGACAUUUACAAUUAAUGUCUUCACAAGUUUGACGGUGAUGAUAGACGAAAACAAUUAAAAAGGACGAAAUGGUGCUUUACGAUUAUUGAUAAAUGUACGAAAAUAUAUAACUUAUAAGACCUUUAGGUUCUGUUAGGAAAAUUAUAAAAGUUAUAACUUUAGUCAUAAAUGAAAUGUCUGUUAUAAUAUAAUAUAAACUUUAUAGAUGGCGUUGGAUGUGUUUUGAGUCUACCCAGAACAAUUUUGUUGAUUGACAUGUAGCUAGUAAUUAGCUAUUUAUUGUUUGCUAUCAAUAGGCGAUGUCAAUACCCGCUUGAUUGACGACAUAUUAUACAUUAAAUUAUUAUCAUAUUAAUUUUAUUAGAUGUAGUUGUAGGAAAAUAUGUAUAUGGUUAUUU